AUGGCAUCUACCGACAUUGCUACAAGGGAGCUUAAGAAUCCCAUGGACGUGGCCGAAUACCUUUUCAGGCGUCUGCAUGAGGUCGGUAUCCGUGCCGUCCACGGUGUACCUGGUGACUACAACCUCUCUGCCUUGGAUUAUCUGCCCAAGUGCGGGCUGCACUGGGUAGGUAAUUGCAAUGAGCUCAACGCAGGUUAUGCGGCCGAUGGCUAUGCUCGUGUGAAAGGAAUCAGCGCCCUCAUCACCACCUUCGGUGUAGGGGAGCUUUCGGCCAUCAAUGCCAUUGCAGGCGCAUACUCCGAAUUCGUCCCGGUCGUUCACAUCGUGGGCCAGCCGACCACCAAGUCGCAGAAGGAUGGGAUGCUACUCCACCAUACCCUCGGAAAUGGCGAUUUCAACGUGUUCACCGAGAUGAACUCGGGCAUCUCUUGCUACACUGCUCGACUCAAUGACCCCCACGACGCAGCGACUCAAAUUGACAGCGCCAUCCGCCAAUGCUGGAUCCGAAGUCGUCCGGUCUAUGUGACUCUCCCGACUGAUAUCGUCGUUGCAAAGGUCGAUGGCGAUCGUCUGAAGCAGCCGAUUGACCUAUCUCUACCUGAAAAUGACCCGGAGAAGGAGGAUUACGUUGUGGAUGUGGUUUUGAAGUAUCUUCAUGCCGCCAAAAACCCUGUUAUUCUGGUCGAUGCCUGCGCCAUUCGACACCGCGCUCUGGAGGAGGUUCGUGACUUGGUGGAGGCUUCCAAACUGCCCACAUUUGUCACACCGAUGGGCAAAGGUGCAGUGAAUGAGACAUACAAGAAUUUCGGUGGUGUAUAUGCCGGCAGCGGCUCGCAGCCCGGUGUGAGAGAUGCGGUUGAGUCCUCGGAUCUCAUUCUCAGCAUUGGUGCAAUCAAGUCGGACUUCAACACGACCGGAUUCACUUAUCGCAUCGGACAGCUGAACACCGUUGAUUUCCACAGCACGUAUGUGCGUGUGCGGUAUUCCGAGUAUCCCGACACCAACAUGAAGGGCGUUCUGCGAAAGGUUGUCCAGAAGUUGGGCAAAGUGAAUGCCGCCCCCGCACCCUCUCUCACGAAUCUUCUCCCCGAUAGUGAGAAGAACUCAACCAGCCAGACCAUUACCCAUGAUUGGCUGUGGCCUACCGUUGGGCAGUGGCUGAAGGAGAAGGACAUCAUCAUGACCGAAACAGGUACGGCCAACUUUGGUAUCUGGGACACUCGAUUCCCCGCAAAUGUGACUGCAAUCAGCCAGGUCCUCUGGGGCAGUAUUGGCUAUUCGCUCGGAUCUUGCCAGGGCGCCGCACUAGCUGCGAAGGAGCAAAACAACCGCCGCACUAUUCUCUUCAUCGGAGAUGGCAGCAUUCAAUUGACAGUCCAGGAACUAAGCACGAUUCUACGGAACAAGUUGAGUCCUAUUGUUUUUGUGAUCUGCAACGAAGGCUACACCAUCGAACGCUACAUCCACGGCUGGGAUGCGAGUUACAACGAUAUUCAAACCUGGGACUUCUACAACGUCCCUAAGGUAUUCGGUGGCCAGGAUGGAUACAAGGGCUACCGGGUGAAGACUCGGGAUGAGCUGAACAAGCUAUUUGCCGACCAGGAUUUCUGCACUUCUGAUAAGCUUCGACUUGUUGAGCUGUACAUGCCGCGAGACGACGCCCCAUCUGCUCUCAAGGUGACCGCUGAGGCUGCGGCCAAGCGCAACGAAUAG
Molecule: messenger RNA, 1713 nt
Organism: Penicillium cinerascens
Lineage: Eukaryota; Fungi; Ascomycota; Eurotiomycetes; Eurotiales; Aspergillaceae
Product: alpha-keto acid decarboxylase family protein
Exons: 4
Coding region: 1-1713 (570 amino acids)
Molecular function (GO): magnesium ion binding; thiamine pyrophosphate binding; carboxy-lyase activity
Source: RefSeq, a predicted model, not a curated record